Molecule: messenger RNA, 2230 nt
Organism: Cucurbita moschata (crookneck pumpkin)
Lineage: Eukaryota; Viridiplantae; Streptophyta; Magnoliopsida; Cucurbitales; Cucurbitaceae
Product: L-type lectin-domain containing receptor kinase IX.1-like
Exons: 1
Coding region: 1-2220 (739 amino acids)
Biological process (GO): protein phosphorylation
Cellular component (GO): plasma membrane
Molecular function (GO): ATP binding; carbohydrate binding; protein kinase activity
Source: RefSeq, a predicted model, not a curated record
AUGGCUGCACAAAGCUCCAAUUCCAAGUUUCUUCUCAUAUGUUCGUUCUUCCUUAUCAACAUUUCACUGUUCCUCUCUACACUUCCAUUUGCAAGUUCUUUAUCUUUCAACUUCACUUCUUUCAAUCCAAGCAACACCGACAUCAUCUACGACAGAGCAUUCCCGACAAACCAAGCAAUCGAGCUCACUGGGGGUGACGCCAACAUGGAUUAUGUUGGAAGAGCUAUGUAUUCCCAACCCUUGCAUCUUUGGGAUAAAGUCUCUGGAAACUUGUCGAGUUUCCAAACCAAUUUCUCCUUUGUCAUUGAUUCAAGGCAAAAAUCAACCUAUGGUGAUGGCCUUACCUUCUUCUUUGCCCCUGUUGGUUCUAAGUUCCAGGCUAACAUCUCAAGAGGCAGCGGCUUGGGUAUUGGCUACGAUCCCGAGUUAACGAAUGCGACAGCCACAUUUUUUGCAGUUGAGUUUGAUAUCUACAGCAACCUUUUCGACCCACCUGAAAAGCUCGAACAUGUAGGUAUCGAUAUUAGUUCAAUGAGAUCUAUUGCAUAUUCGAUAUGGAAAUGUGAUAUCAAGGGAGGGAAGAAGAAUCAUGUUUGGAUUAAAUAUGAUUCUGUUAAUCAUAAUUUGAGUAUUACUUUUACUGGGUUUGAUCUGAAUGGUAGUAUUCUGUUCCAACAUCUUCACCAUGUUGUAGAUUUGAGGUUGCAUCUACCUGAACGGGUUACUUUUGGCUUUUCUGCUUCCACUGGUUAUGCAUAUGCAACUCACACUGUAUAUUCGUGGUCUUUUGAGUCAACGCUCGACUUGACCCUUAAUCCAAACUUCACCUCUAGUUCUAAUUUGUCCCCACGUCCUGAGCCAAGUCCUGAGCCAAGUCCCGAGCCAAGUCCCGCCGAGUCAAUUCUCGAGUCAAUUCCUGAGCCAAGGCCUAACUUGCACCCAAGUCAUAGUAAUGGUAGCAAGGCAGGUCUAGCAGUCGGAUUGGGCGUUGUUGGAGCAGCUAUCAUAGUGGGAGGGUUAGUGUUGGUUUGGAUAGCUGUUUGGAAGAAGAGAAUGGCAAUGAGGAAGAACAUAGAGGAGGAGAUAAUGUUGGAUGAUUCUGAGUUUGAAAGGGGUAAAGGGCCUCGACGGUUUUCGUAUAAGGAAUUGGCUCGAGCAACGAACAAUUUUAAGGAGGAUAAGAAGCUUGGAAAAGGAGGAUUUGGCGAUGUUUAUAAAGGUUUCUUAAGUGACUUGAAUUGCGAUGUUGCUGUGAAGAGAAUAUCAAAAGGGUCUAAGCAAGGGAUAAAGGAGUAUGCAUCUGAGGUCAAGAUCAUCAGCCAAUUGAGGCAUAGAAACUUAGUUCAACUAAUUGGUUGGUGUCAUGAGAAAAGUAAACUUCUGUUGGUUUACGAAUUCAUGCCAAAUGGAAGCUUAGACGCCCAUCUUUUCAAAGAAAACAAUUUCUUGACAUGGGAAUGUCGGUACAGAAUCGCUCAAGGAAUCGCCUCAGGUUUACUAUAUCUUCACGAAGAGUGGGAAAAAUGUGUGGUGCAUAGAGAUAUAAAGUCGAGCAAUGUAAUGUUGGAUUCGAGUUUUAAUGCGAAGCUCGGAGAUUUCGGGUUAGCUAGGUUAGUGGACCAUAACAAAGGUUCACAAACAACUCUUCUUGCUGGGACGAUUGGCUAUUUGGCUCCUGAAUGUGCAACAACAGGAAGGGCUUCAAAGGAAUCAGAUGUCUACAGCUUCGGGAUGGUUGCUUUGGAAAUUGCUUGUGGAAGAAAACCUUUCGACCCGAAUGCAGAGGACGAGAAGAUUGUGAUGGUGGAGUGGGUUUGGAAGCUUUAUGGUUGUGGAAAGCUUCUUGAAGGAAUAGACUCAAAACUGAUCCAAGAAAGGUUUGAAGAUGAGCAGCAGAAGGAGGAGCAGAUGGAGCGUCUGAUGGUGGUGGGUCUGUGGUGUGCUCAUCCAGAUAGCAAUUGCAGACCUUCAAUAAGACAAGCCAUAAACGUGAUGAACUUCGAAGCGCCAUUGCCUCUUCUUCCAUCUCAAUUGCCUGUACCCACUUAUGAAUUUCUUCCCAUUAGAAGGCCAAAUGCUUCGUCUUCACCAUCAUCAUCAGCUACUCAAAAUAGUGUUGCUUCUCAUACUAUUAAUAGCUCCAACUUUAGUAAUGUCGUUAGCAGUUCUUCCCACUCGGCUGCAUCUUCUAUACAUCUUCUUCAACAUGUUCACCAAUGAACACACAAUA